Magallana angulata is the source of this 624-nucleotide messenger RNA. RefSeq lists its product as uncharacterized. The coding region runs from base 1 to 624 and encodes 207 amino acids. The record is from RefSeq and is a predicted model, not a curated record. The transcript is spliced from 7 exons. NCBI's taxonomy places the organism in Eukaryota, Metazoa, Mollusca, Bivalvia, Ostreida, Ostreidae. Gene Ontology annotation, molecular function: scavenger receptor activity.
AUGGUUUUGAUGUAUGUUGGGCUGCUCCUGAUAGCAGGCCUAUUCACAAACAUUUGUAGUUCUGCUGAAGAUUUAGAAAAAGGAAUCUGCGAUCGGUACUCAAUUAUUCCACAGUGCUGUACAGAUUUUGUUUACAACGAUACUUUAAAUCAGUGCAUUGCUUGUGUCGGAAGAUUUGGUACAAAUUGCAGUCAAAGUUGUCCCCAGGGGUACUAUGGAAUACGGUGUAGUCAAACCUGUUCCUGUAAUAUCACCCUGUGUGAUAAUGUGUUAGGAUGUUCGGAAGCUGCAUCGGAUUUGGACGAAAACGGGAGAUCAUCGUUAGGACUGUUUCAACAGCUUGCGUUGUCUGGUCUAGCAAUCGUCAUAUUUGUGCUGAUGAUAAUAAUUUUGAGAGUUAUUUACGGUUGCAGAUUGCAAUCAAACACCAGGAUCAAAUUUGGUGAUGGCAAUAGUACACGAAAUGAAAUGAGUUAUGAGGGCAUGAUGACCAGUUCCUUGGUUAGAUACUCUGAUGUUGGUCACCCAAUGAAGCCACCAGAACUAGUUGUAGAACCCAAUGACGUAAUAUACGUAAAUACGAUGAUGCUUCAAAAAUUAAAUAACAAAAGAGGACAGGAUUGA